This is a messenger RNA of Myxocyprinus asiaticus (Chinese sucker), 5994 nucleotides long. Its product is annotated as synaptobrevin homolog YKT6-like. NCBI's taxonomy places the organism in Eukaryota, Metazoa, Chordata, Actinopteri, Cypriniformes, Catostomidae. Gene Ontology annotation, cellular component: Golgi apparatus. The transcript is spliced from 8 exons. Gene Ontology annotation, biological process: endoplasmic reticulum to Golgi vesicle-mediated transport. The record is from RefSeq and is a predicted model, not a curated record. The coding region runs from base 230 to 826 and encodes 198 amino acids. Gene Ontology annotation, molecular function: SNAP receptor activity.
UCUGCCAGCUAGCAAGUUUCUGAAAAUAAAUAAAUAAAAAAUCCCCUCCCUAUCCUUGAUGCCAACGACUUCAUAAUCCAUAAUACAAAUAAUUAUUAAUACUUCAGUUUCCAUAACAUCACCCCAAAGGCGCUGUUGUCCGUUUAAACGAAUAAAUAAAAAUUAUUCAGAUUAGCUGUUAGCGGAUUAGCUUCAGGCUGUUUAACAGAAGGUCCUGCGCAGAGACAAAAUGAAACUCUACAGUUUGAGCGUGUUGUAUAAAGGUUCAACGAAGGCCAACCUGCUUAAAGCUGCGUAUGAUCUGUCAUCCUUUAGUUUCUUCCAGAGAUCCAGUCUGCAGGAGUUUAUGAUGUUCACCAGCGCGCUGAUUGUUGAACGUUCAGCGCUAGGAAGUCGUGCGUCUGUCAAAGAACAAGAGUACUUGUGUCAUGUAUACGUGCGCAGUGACAAUCUUGGAGCCGUGGUGAUCGCAGACAGUGAAUAUCCCUCCAGAGUGUGUUUUACUUUACUUGAUAAGGUGUUGGAUGAGUUCUCCAGGCAGGUGAACAGCAUCGACUGGCCGUCUGGGUCACCAGCGACUAUACAGUACACAGCACUGGACAGUUACCUGGCGAGAUACCAGAAUCCUCGUGAGGCGGACGCUAUGACCAAAGUGCAAGCUGAAUUGGACGAAACCAAAAUUAUUUUGCACAACACAAUGGAGUCGCUCCUAGAGAGAGGAGAGAAACUGGAUGAUUUAGUGCAGAAAUCUGAGCAUCUGGGAAACCAAUCGAAAGCCUUUUAUAAAACGGCACGCAAGCAGAACUCGUGCUGUGAGGUCAUGUGAUCACUAUGAAGUAUCUAAUUGGACUGGACUCUUUUCGGCCACUCUUCCUCUCUCUUUCUCUGUUUUUUUUCUCUCUUUCUCUCUUUUGGUCUGGGCUGGUACCCUCACUGUGCAUCAGUCAUGGUAAAUGCAGAACAGAGGGAACUGAACUGACAUUAUACAAUAAAAGGCUCAGAGGGGGCUGAUUUCCCAUCAUGCACCACACUUACUCUGCCAUUGGUUUUGAUGUUGUUUUUGGAGUCCCUUUGAAGGGUACGUGAAGCUCUCGACGGUUCCUCAGGGUCUGGCCCAAACGCGAAACGGAUACGAUAAAAGCAUAGAUGGGGUCGUGAUACACGUCCCCGCUGUGCCUUACUGGUAGACGACAAAAAUGUUGAUAUUAGACAGCUAUCCAGACUGUUUAAUUAGCCUUAUAAACGAAGGACAUUUUGGGUGAAAAUGCUGCAAUCUCAAUUUAGUACUUAUUAUUCGGCUUUGGCAGUUUUGAAGCGCCUUGUAGAGUGAAAAAGUAGUGUUUCGUCCUGGGUGAAUCCUUUUUUUAAAUGUGAAAACGCUAAAUAAUGUGUUCAUAACUUUUGGAUUUAAAUGACUUUCUGGAGUGAUAUUUGCAUAAAUCUUCGACAUUGUGCACAGUGUAAGUGGCUGACCAAAUUAAAUGUUUCCAAGUCUGUUUCUAUAGUUAUGUGUACAAUUCUGAUACUUUUCUCUCUUGAAAAUGUAAAUAAAUAAGUAAAUCAUAUUGACUUUGGUUUCCUGCAUCAUUUCCUGGAGUUUUUAUUGCAAUUCGGGUUUUAAUACUUUGUCACUGCACAUACAAAACAUUCCUGCAAUAUUUUGUUUUGAUUAAAACAAGUUAUACUGUAAAUAUACCAGCAAGCGAUUUAUAAAGAAUAUGUGAUAUUUGAAAAUGUUAAUAAAGCCUUAAAGUGUGGUUUGCUUUGAAAUCAGCCUCCCUGACCCCUGUGCAAUGGUAGGUGGAGUUAUCUCCGCAAUCCCAUGUGUAAAUCAGUGCUGUUUUUGUGGUUGUGCUCACUUUGGUCAAUUGAAACUUGCUGGACCUCACAAAUGCUGUAUUGACAUGAAUCUCGUAAAAACUCCAAAAUAAAUAAAAAAGAGAAAUUAUAUUUUGCAUGAUAAAAAGGAAGCCUAUUUUUUAAUUGUGGCUAUUUCGAUUUAUAUUUAAACACACAACUCCCCCAAAAGUGUCUUUGCUGUAAUGCACAGUGUUGGAGAAGUAACUUUGAAACGGUUGCUUUCUAAGCUUCAAACUACUUCAUAACUUAACUCUCCUAUGGUAUUUAAAAAUGGCACCUCCCUUUGGUAUUCAUGGUCAUUUUUGACCGGAAGUGUCAGAUGUGUAACUUUUUAUUUUAUUUUAUUUAUUUAUGAUGAUGAUGAUACCAUUUCUUCUUCCCUGAAGUAAGAACAAUAAAAUUAUGCAUUUAUUUUGGGAUGCUAUUUUGAUGUUAUUUACAUUUAUAAAUGUUAUCUUUCAUUUGUAUAUACAAAUAAGCAAAUAAAAAAAACUUUUUUUUAAAAAAUUUUUUAUAACCUACACUUCUAUAAGUCGAAACAUGAAAAAAAUGAGAAUUGUGACAUGAAUUGGAGGCAGAUUGCUGCCAUCUGGUGAACAAAAUAUAAAUAACAUGACUCGAACACCAUGUCAUGCCAGUAACAGCCAGUAGAUGACUGUAGACACAUACUGUGUAGUCUGACGACUUGUAACCUAAUUUGAUCACAAGAGAUGCAUUUGGAUAUAUAUUAAAACAUUAUCAAACUAUUAUUUGUCCAAGUUUAGCAUUUUAAAAUUGAUUUGAAGUGUGCAGUUAAUGUCAUUAUGCUUGCAAUCACACCUGACCAUGGUGUUACUAAGAGAAGACACUGAAUAAGCAUUUUUCUACCAUUAAUUUAUUUCAAACAUAAAAAUUCAAAGUAAAUGCAUAAUAAUGUCAAGAAAAUGAACAUCAAGAUCUGCAAAAUUCUGAAAAUUCAGUUAUAGUGUAAAACAGAAGAAUCACAGUAAACGUUAUGCAAUUUCAAACUUUCUAUAGUAAAACUUUAUUUAGUAAAUGCGUGAGUGUUUCUGUGUGUGUGUGUGUGUGUGUCAGAUUGCUGUCAUCAGCUGGAAAAUAACAGAUGACUUGUAAUGUCAACAAUUACAAAAGAUGGCUGUAGAGCUCACUUAUGGAUGCCCUUGUUCUCUCUCUCUCUCUCGUGUGUGUGUGUGUGUGUGUGUGUGUGUUUGUGUGUGUGUGUGUGUGUUUUCUGCAUUGUGUUAUCAUCUCACCCCUUCAUUUCUGAGUGUGUGUGUGUUUAGCAUUGUGACUGAUUUAUUUUUAUUUUUCUGACAAAUGAAAAAAGAAAAAAAAAAGCUCUGUUAUAAUCUCACCAGUUCAUUUGUGUGUGGGUGGGUGUGUACGGUAUGUUUUGCACUGAGGAUGUUUUAGAGUCUCACCCUGUAAUUUGUGUCUGUUUUUUGUUUUGUUUUUUGUCUUUUCCAUUAAUUUUCAGUGGUCGGUCGAUUUUGACCGCGAAUACCAAAGGUGGCGCUUUUUUUAUUUUUUUAACGACCAUUUAGACUUAUCGAAUCAUGCCCAUUUUUUUAUUAUUAUUAUUAUUUGUAUGUUCAGAUAGCAAAUGGAGGAAAAAUCUCCAAGUCUUGUACUGCUUAGAUCAUUAUUAAAUGAGGGAAAUUAUUUUGGUAAAAAAUGACAGAAUACCAAUGGAGGGUUAAAAUAGUUAAAAUACAGUCAAGCUAGUCUUUUUUUUAAUUAAAAGUAAAUAGCUACAUUACAAGUUGCUAACAAAAAGUAGCUAACUUCAUUGAAGCUAUUUAAAGUGAAAAUAUGGUAACAGUUUACAAUAACGUAGCAUUUGUUAACAUUAGUAAACAACAUAAUUUAACAGGACUUUUACAGCAGUUAUUCAUCUUGGUCGCAAAAUAUACUAAUUGAUAUUAUAAUAAGUUGUUAUUAAUUCAUGUUAUUUCAUAAUGCAUUAACUAAUGUUAACUGUAUUUUCAUAAAUUACGAUUAACUAAGAUUAAUAAAUACUGUUAAAAAACAUAUUGUUCAUUGUCAGUUCAUACAUAAUAAUUCUUACUAAUGUUAACAAAUUGAACCUAAGUGUACCGAAAAUAAUUUUAAAAUACAUUCAAUUCAAGGUUGACAUUGAACUAAUUGAACUAAUAACUGGACUAUUACAUUAAAUCAUAUAAAUGUAUACUAAAUAUAACACUCGAAAUAACCCUAUUUCAUAUAACGGGGUCAUAAUAUACUGAUAAAUAUCAGCAGUUAACUAAAUUUUGCAUUUAAAAAUAAAGAGGACAAUGUGCCUUUAAGGCUGCACAUGGGCUAAAGUAAAUCAUGAAUUAGUGAAUCGUGAGUCGUUUAUGUGAACUAGUUUAGUGAAUCAUCAUUAGUGAAUCAUUUACGUGAACAGAGUCACUAAAAUGAAUUGGAGUUCCCAACGGUGAGUAUGAGUGAAUCGUUCAUUGUAACCGGUUCAUUUACCUGAACUGUUCGAGAGAACAGAUUCACUUAAACGAUUCAAAUUUCCCUGCACUACAAAUGACACGCGGCGCGUUUGAUUCUUACCUCGCUCGUUUGCUGCGUGCGCAAUAUAACGUGACACACGUACUGUAGCGAUUUGUAACCCUACAGCGCUACUCGGAAAAUGUAGCUCGUUACUGAGCGAAACGCUACUGAACAAUGUAAUUAUAGCGUUGCUACGUUAGUUAAUCCCCAACACUGGUAACGCAUCAUGUUUUACUUUUUUGUAAUUCUCACUACUCUCAAUGGAGAUUCUCUUUACUGUUAUUCAGUCAUUUUUACAGGAUGACUACCGUAGUACAAUGUUUUCUUUAGAUCGGCGUAAGCUCGUACAGCUAAUAUCACCAUGAUGUACAAAUACUUUACAUUUUAAAUGUUAUACAAUUAUAAUUUUUUAGUAUCUUAAUAGUCCUAAACAUAGGCUUCAUUCUUUUGAUGCAAAUUUGUAUUUCAUUUUUGAAAAAUAAUUUUUAUCCCAUUUCUCCCAAUUUGGAAUGCCCAAUUCCCACUACUUAGUAGGUCCUCGUGGUGGCGCGGUUACUCACCUCAAUCUGGGUGGCGGAGGACAAGUCUCAGUUGCCUCCACUUCUGAGACCGUCAAUCCGCGCAUCUUAUCAUGUGACUCGUUGUGUAUGACACCGCGGAGACUCACAGCAUGUGGAGGCUCAUGCUACUCUCUGUGAUCCAUGCACAACUCACCACAUGCCCCAUUGAGAGCGAGAACCACUAAUCGCGACCACGAGGAGGUUACCCCAUGUGACUCUACCCUCCCUAGCAACCAAGCCAAUUUGGUUGCUUAGGAGACCUGGCUGGAGUCACUCAGCACACCCUGGAUUCGAACUCGUGACUCCAGGGGUGGCAGUCAGCAUCAAUACUCGCUGAGAUACCCAGGCCCCCCUGCAAAUUUGUAUUUCUUUUUUUUUUUUUUUUUUUUUAUGUUUUACUCUUUUACACUUUACAUCUAACGAUGCUUUUGCUGCUAACAGCCUCAAGGCUCAAUUCUUGUAUUGUGGUUCAGAGUUAACCUUUUUCUUUUCUAUAAUGCUUUUAAAAUCCAUGCACAAAAGUUUGGGGUGGAAGCUGCUGUAAAACCAUCUAAAACUAGAGCAAAGUUUUGUAUUGUUGAUGUUUUUUCUAGUCGAAAGGCUCUAAGCGGAGACUGCACAUCCUUAAAUUCAUUCCUACCAUUUAUGCUGUGGUUUUUAUACAUCAUCAGACCAGACGUGGAUUAUUAUUUCUCACUCCAUGAAAUGUUGUGUGUAAAUCUUCAGUAAAUGUUUGUACUGCAUUUUCAUUGGUGUGCAUGUAUGAUUGAGAUUUCAGCACAGGUGUGACCAGUGUGUUCAUGAUAAUACAGGAAAUAGAACAGUGUUAUACUGAGAAUAUUUGUGUGCUCAGUUUAUGUGGCUUCUCUUUGCCUCAGCAAUGUAACUAACUGUUGAUAUAGUUGAAGUGGUGCCUUUUUCUGGUAUUUGCCAAACCAUUGCCGGCUCAUUUUACUAGCUUGCCAUUGUGGCAAAGCACUAAAUGAUGUUAUAAAAAAAUGGUACCCUAUCACAUAUACAUUAAAUGUACUAAAAUGUAACGUGUGCUAAUAAAUAGUUGGCAUUAACAAAA